CCUUUCUACGGCCAUCCGACGACCAUCCGAAUCGUUUUACGCCUCCCUGACGGAGGCCACGACAUGCAGUAGACCAGUGCGCGGACGUCCUCGAAGGCCGGGUUGUUUCAGCUUUCCACGUCCUCUGCGACUUCAACAGCUUAUAUAGUCACGCAUUGUCUCAGCAUUACGCGUGAACUAGCCUCUCAGACGAGGGAGGUUUCGGGUUAGAGCAGUCCGAAUAGAAUGAUCGAUUGCCUUUGAGAGUAAGAAGCGUAGCAUUAGCUACAUGUCCUUGUAUGCGUCGUUCUUGCUCUUCGGAAAUGACAAGCCGUCGCCGGGGCGCGCUGUCAAAGAGCCCCCCGUCAACGGCAAUCGCGUCUCAUUCCCCAGCGCGGGUUCAAACCGUUCUUCCUUUUUUCCCGUUCCUGUUCCGGCGAGUGCGAUCAUCCCCCAUCGAUACACCGAUAGAAGCACCCAUCAUAUGUAGAUUCUGGAGUUGCCUAAGAAGAGGGACGAGCGAUAAAGCGAGUCGAGCGGCAUCGAUGCAGCAGGAGCGCACAAGACGCAUCCAUACAGUACUGUACCAGUACUGUACGUCCCCCGCCAAUCUUCCGAUUUGUGGCUUCUUGUCAUCAACUACGUACAGUAUCCAACGAGCAAUGGAGAAUGGUUGUGGAGUCGUUCCGCUUUGUGAGGGAGAUUCCAUCGAUGGAGUCACGUGCCUCCUCUGGCUGGAUUUAAUCCCUCGCGUGUGAUCUCGGCUGGCGCGUGACGUAUACAGACCUAGAGUCUAGAGUGAGACAGAAUGCUGCCAACUGACCACGG
Fimicolochytrium jonesii is the source of this 807-nucleotide messenger RNA. RefSeq lists its product as uncharacterized. NCBI's taxonomy places the organism in Eukaryota, Fungi, Chytridiomycota, Chytridiomycetes, Spizellomycetales, Powellomycetaceae. The coding region runs from base 279 to 737 and encodes 152 amino acids. The record is from RefSeq and is a predicted model, not a curated record. The transcript is spliced from 2 exons.